This is a messenger RNA of Sclerotinia trifoliorum, 3344 nucleotides long. The record is from the annotation of a GenBank genome assembly. NCBI's taxonomy places the organism in Eukaryota, Fungi, Ascomycota, Leotiomycetes, Helotiales, Sclerotiniaceae.
GCCUCGAAAAGUCAUAAUAGCUACAGAUUUUCCUUUCAGGCUUCCAAACCUUUUCUGUCUCUUUUUCCAAGAUUCAUCUAUUCCACCUUGUUAUACUCCUCGUCGUUGAUUCUGUGAAUUCGCGGCAAGUAGAGUCACUCCGGAACGUCAAAUCUGCUCCGUCAUCAAAUCUGAACCUUAACCCUACUCCUACAUCUCUUACAAAUCAUCCCUCUAAUCGAUAAGGCUGUUACUGUUACUGGUAGUCAAUUGAAUCUCAUAAUGUCUACAAGAAAUCAAAUGCCUACUUUCAACUCUUUCACCAUCACUCAACCCUUUUUGGGUGCACCGCUUCAAUUCCAACCUGCUCUUGGAUCAAGAGAGCUCGAGGAUUUGAUUGAUGCUUACGUGGUUGGAAAAGCUUGCAAACAAGAUAAGCUUUCCACCGUGACGAUCGAUUUCUACAACCAUGCAACCGUUGAUAUCAAUACCGGUUCCCUCGUUCGUCGAUACGAUGUGAUGCCAUGGGCUUAUGACCAAAGCCCCUCUCAAUCACAAUCUUCAGGAUUGAGUCCACCAAUUUUCACUCCUAGCCCUACUUCUUCAGCUACCUUUGCCGAUUCCACUUAUAGCUCAAUGAGCACCCCUUCAAACCGGACUAGAGGGUCACGAGUCACGAAGAAGACGAAAAAAGAGACCACAAAGAAGUCUGCGGAAGUCAGGCUACCUGGCUUUUCCAUCAUGACCAAGGAUGGUAUUGAUGUUACUAAUUCUGCUGGUCGCGGAACUAAGACGAAAGAACAGAGAGAACAUGCACAUCUGAUGAGGAUCAUCAAAGCUUGUGAUGAGUGCAAGCGGAAGAAGAUCAGAGUGAGUUCCUUCCUAUUCCAACUCAUGAUCGAAUGUUAGCUAAUUAAAUUAUAGUGUGACCCAUCUCAUAGACGUUCUUCACGUACAGAUAUGUCCAGAGCAUCUGCAUCAAUCAGGCCUUCUCCUCCUUCACAAUCAAAUCCAAGUCCUGCCGCAUCAACCCCUUCAUUAUCUCGAGAAACAACAAAAGGCUCUGAGCAAAGCAGUCCUCCUGUUGAUUCGUUCACCAUGGAAGAUUUUGUUCUUUUUCCAGAAGACGACCUCAACCAAUGGAACCCAGAAAUGUCUAUCCCAGGUUUCGAUACCCAAUACAGCGACUUUAGCAUGACCAACUACGACAGCUUCCCUGAUUUCGAUACUAGCUUCUCUACAAUGAAUGAUAAUCUAUCAUUUGACUUCCCAUCAUUUGAUCAAUCGUCAUCUUUUAGUCCUCAAUCAUUGAGUAACACCAACAAUUUCUCAAACUACUACAACACACAGCCAUCGGCUCAUUCAGAUGUCAACUCACAAUACAUCUCUUCAACUCAACCACAAUCCGAUCUAGAUUUCUUCGAAUCAUUCGGAGAUUUACAGCACUUCUCACCGACCCACUCUCAACAGGCUCAUCCACAAGCUGUACCGGAUGAAGACCCCGGAAAGAUGAACAGUUUUGCACACGCUCCGGCUUCGAGAUCUCGGGUAAAUAACAGUCCAUCGAUAUCACCAACGACAAUUCCUCAGACCGAUGGUGGGGCCAGUCUACAGGACUUCACUACAUCAUUUAGCUUCUCCCCGACUGAUAGCUGUUACCAAUCACAAGGUUCAGAAUAUGGCUUUGUAAAUAGCGGCCUAGAAGAUCCAUAUGGAAAUGUUCCUGGUUCGGGUGUUGAUUCGGCCUUCGAGCAAUCACCUCAAUCUGGAUCGAGUGACUGUGGCCUUGAAAAUGUAAGCAGUAUCAAGGAACGCAGUCGCAGCCAGCGCACCAAACGCCAAGUCAUAUUGGACCGUGAGCGCAGUCGCAUUGACGAUCACGAGCGCCAACUUGUGAACGCUUUCUCAUCCAGCAUGGGCGAGUCACAUGUUCCGCGUGCUUCCGCUGAACAAUUAGUUUCGAGUCCGGGCGUAAUCAAUAGCGGCGACGGGCUACCGAUGAAUAUAGCCACUUCUAGAGGCUUAGAAUCUAGUUGUAGUCCUGUACCUGGAGAAACUCCGUGGAGCUUUGAAUCAACGCUCUCUUCAUUGACUAAGUCUAGAUCGGAUACACCACAGGAUCCCGCGAAGAGCAACACAGGCGAUGACACACUCCCGGUUGUGAAACCACAAGAGCACGCUGACGCCCACGCAAGCUCGAACAACUCGACGGUCAUUGACACUUCCAAUAGUCUUGCUACACAAGUAGUUGGCAAUUAUGUCCAGUCUCGACGUGCAAACUUUGCCACGAGCAGUUCGGAUCGACAGGUAUUGGGAGUCAACACCAAUAUUGUUUCUACGCACGUAGCUGUUAGCUCGUCAAUGUCAAGUCCAAGAUCCAAGCCAAUUGUAGAAUCUAUGGCACAGGCACUAGCCGGCAUAAUCGCUACUGGAGCUUUAGUUGUACCUGAUCGCGUCAAGGUCAUGACUUCACCUCGUUUCUCACUUGUGGAUAAAUUGAACACGAAGGCAUCUUCGAAUUCUACCGAGAAAGUCAGCAGUAGCUCUUUGGAUAAUUAUGGCAAUGAGACUAUUGUUUCAAAGGGAAAGAAUACUUCCGCUGUACCAUCAGCCGGCCCAAGCUUGAAUGUCAACAUUCCGGGAUACUCCACGCUUGUCAAGAACAGUACAGAAGCUGUAACCGCUCCGGCUACAACGACCCUCUGCAAUGUCUCUACAUUUGCAGCACUAGCACUUUGCCUUGCCGCUGCCAUUGUAGUGUCGAGGUGUCUCGAGUCAUCCGCAAUGGCAUUAGUCGUUUAUCUUGUUGCAUCGGUAUGUUGUGGUUCUAGUUGUACGGUUUCCCGUCCUGAAAAGAGCUUCAUGAGCACAUUUAUCAGUGCAUCUACAUGGAAUUCGUGGUCCGAUAUGAAACAGAAGAUCGAUUGCGAAAAUCAACGUGUAAGUUUUUCUAGGCGAGAACCUCCGCCAGAUUAGGCUUUGAGGAAUAUGGACUAAUAUUUGUAAUAGUCAUUGAAAGGAAAGAAUCCUGGAUCACUUGAUGUUGUUGGAAAGAUGAUAAAGAAGUUUUCCUCGGUGGUUUCGAUCUAGAUUUAGAUGUUGGCUUGUGCUAGGGUUCAAGUUCUCGAUAUUUGAAUGCAUGAUUGGUAGAGAUUAGGGAGACGAUACUUUAUUUCGUUUAUAGAUGCUCUUUUAUUUUAGGUAAUAGUAUACUGGUUUAAGAUCAUGUGAUGGUACUUUCUGUCUGUAGUAGACAGUACACUUCUUUUAGCAUGAAAGAAAGGAAGGAAAGAAAAGACUCGCGGUAUAGAACCUCGCAGAUAAGAUUGAAAUGCAUAUACAUAAUCGCGUACAACCAUCCAUCG